AAAAAACAUUGUUAAUUUCCUUAAACUUUCAUUAUUUUUCAUCACAAAUUUUGUAUAUUCAAAGUUUGAAUCUAAACAAGGUGAUGAUAAUUGAAAUUCAUAGUUUGAGAUUUUUAGGAACAUAAUUUAUCAAUAAAAAAAAAAGAUCAAAAUUCAUUUGUUAUGCAUGUAAUAAUAUGUCAUCAACAAGUCCACCAAAGAAAACAUUAUCAUCAUCUUCUUCAUCAAAUAAUGCUGGAAGGCCACCACAAGCAGUAAGAUUCGGACGAAGAACAUCAAGUGGACGUAUACUUAGCCUAUCUCGAGACGACGAUAUAGACAUGUCGAUUGAUAACAUGGAUUACACAGUAGUAAUGCCACCAACACCAGAUAAUCAACCAGGUGUUACAGCACAAGGAACAGGGGUAGCUCAUUCUUCAUCUUCAUCUUCAACCUCUCGUUCGAGGUUACAGUCACAACGAGAUAACAAUGGAUCAAUUGGAGGAUUAUCUGGGAAAUUAGACAGAAGAGUUUCAGUGUUGAAAUCUAACAGUAAGUCUAUGUUAAUGAGAAGCCAAACAGGGGAUUUUGAUCAUAAUCGAUGGUUGUUUGAGACUAAAGGAAAGUAUGGGAUUGGGACUGCUUGUUGGUCUGAUGAAGAAGCUUAUGAUGCUACUACUGCUGGGAUGACCAUGGAUGAUUUCAUGGAUAAGCCAUGGAAGCCUCUUACAAGAAAGAUCAGUGUUCGUCCUGCUAUUAUCAGUCCAUACAGGUUACUAGUGGUGAUACGGUUGGUAGCACUGGUUCUGUUUCUAACAUGGCGAGUACAAAACCCGAAUCAAGAUGCACUCUGGUUAUGGGGAUUAUCAAUUGUUUGCGAAAUUUGGUUCGCCUUUUCAUGGUUAUUAGAUCAAUUACCUAAACUCAACCCCAUUGAUCGAGCUGUAGACCUUGCAGCAUUAAAAGAGAAGUUUGAGCAACCUUCCCCUACAAAUCCUCAUAGUCGUUCCGACUUACCAGGAAUUGACAUAUUCGUUUCAACUGCUGAUCCUGAUAAAGAACCACCUCUUGUUACUGCAAACACUAUAUUAUCCAUUCUUGCUGUUGAAUACCCUGUUGAGAAAGUCUCCUGCUACAUUUCUGAUGAUGGAGCUGCAAUCCUAACUUUCGAGGCUAUGGCGGAAGCUAUAAGUUUUGGUGAGCUUUGGGUGCCUUUUUGUAGGAAACACAACAUUGAACCCAGAAAUCCAGAUACUUAUUUCAACUUGAAGAAAGACCCUACAAUUAAUAAGAAGAAGCCUGAUUUUGUCAAGGAUCGAAGAUGGAUUAAGAGGGAGUAUGAUGAGUUUAAGGUCAGGAUUAAUGGUUUACCAGAUGCGAUUAAAAAACGGUGUGACAUGCUUAAUUCUAAGGAUCAGUUACAGAGGAGUGUUAGUACUACUUCAAGUGAUAAAGAUGGGAUUAAUCAUGAACAACUCGAGGUUCAACAAGCUACAUGGAUGGCGGAUGGGACCCAUUGGCCCGGAACUUGGUACCAAAAGGCCCCCGAUCACUCGAAAGGAGAUCAUGCAGGGAUUUUACAGAUAAUGAGUAAAGCACCAGAUAUUGAUCCAGUUUUCGGUCAUUUUGAUGAAAAGAGACUUGAUUUUACUGGUGUUGAUACCCGUCUACCCAUGUUUGUGUAUGUAUCUAGGGAAAAAAGACCUGGAUUUGACCACAACAAAAAGGCCGGAGCUAUGAACGCAUUGGUUAGAUCUUCUGCUAUACUUUCAAAUGGCCCCUUCAUACUCAACUUAGAUUGUGACCAUUAUUUUUACAAUUCAAUGGCUAUUCGAGAAGGAAUGUGUUACAUGAUGGACCGCGGUGGUGAUAGGAUCUGUUACGUACAAUUCCCACAAAGAUUUGAAGGUAUUGAUCCUUCUGAUCGAUAUGCAAACCAUAAUACAGUCUUUUUUGAUGGAAAUAUGAGGGCUUUAGAUGGUCUUCAGGGUCCUGUUUAUGUAGGAACAGGUUGUAUGUUUCGGCGUUAUGCACUUUAUGGUUUUGAUCCUCCUAGGGCAAAUGAGUAUUCAGGGUUGUUUGGACAGUAUAAGCAACCAAAAGCAAGUAUUGUUCAAGAACAACACUCUGAUCAAGAUGAUGAAUCUACUACUGGUAGAGAGCAUCUGAGUUCACAUCCUGAUUUAGAACUUCCUAAAAAGUUUGGAAGCUCGAGUAUUUUUACUGAUACUAUUGCUGUUGCUGAGUUUCAAGGGAGGCCUUUAUCAGAUCAUAUUUCUGUUAAAAAUGGCCGCCCACCGGGUGCUUUGAUUCAUCCUCGUCCACCACUUGAUGCUCCUAUUGUUGCUGAAGCUGUUGCUGUUAUCUCUUGCUGGUAUGAAGAUAACACAGAAUGGGGAUCAAGAAUAGGUUGGAUCUACGGCUCAGUGACAGAAGACGUGGUAACAGGAUACAGAAUGCAUAACCGUGGAUGGCGAUCCAUUUACUGCAUUACAAAACGAGACGCUUUCCGAGGAACAGCACCAAUCAACCUAACAGAUCGUUUACAUCAAGUCCUUCGUUGGGCAACAGGUUCAGUAGAAAUCUUCUUCUCAAAAAACAAUCCAUUAGUUGCAACAAGACGCCUUAAAUUCCUACAACGAGUAGCAUAUCUCAAUGUAGGAAUCUACCCAUUUACUUCAAUAUUCCUAGUAGUUUACUGCUUCCUACCAGCUUUAUCACUUUUCUCAGGCCAAUUCAUUGUACAAGGUUUAAGCGUUCCUUUUCUCAGCUACCUUUUAACCAUAACUGUCUGUCUUAUGCUUCUGUCACUUCUCGAGGUUAAAUGGUCUGGUAUUGGGCUAGAAGAAUGGUGGAGAAACGAACAGUUUUGGGUAAUUGGAGGUACAAGUGCUCAUUUUGCUGCAGUUUUACAGGGUCUUCUGAAAGUUAUUGCAGGGGUUGAAAUCUCAUUUACAUUAACUUCUAAGUCAACUGCUGAGGAUGAAGAUGAUAUCUAUGCUGAUCUUUACAUUGUGAAAUGGACCAGUCUUUUCUGUAUGCCUCUUACCAUUAUUGUUAUCAACAUGGUUGCUCUUGUUAUCGGGUUUUCGAAAACGGUUUACAGUGUGAUUCCACAGUGGAAUAAGUUUAUGGGUGGUUGUUUCUUCAGUUUCUGGGUUUUGGCUCAUAUGUACCCUUUUGCAAAAGGGCUUAUGGGAAGGAGAGGAAGGAUGCCUACUAUAGUGUGGGUUUGGUCUGGAUUAGUUUCUAUUACUGUUUCUUUGCUUUGGAUUACAAUUAGUCCUCCACAAGGUAAUGCCAGUGUUUCUGAUGGGGCUGUUCAGGUUUAGACUCACUUGGAUGUUGUUAAUGUUCUUCUCUCGAGUCUCGAGAACUAUUGAUCGAGCAGUUUUAAGUCCCGUGUAAUGCACGAGUUUGUUGGUAGUUAUUUAACUUUUGUACUAAUAGUCUAUUUAUUUUUAUAGAACUUUUGACAUUUAUGAAAUGAUUGAUAUGGAUCUUUCAUCUUUGCUCCA
Spinacia oleracea (spinach) is the source of this 3497-nucleotide messenger RNA. Its product is annotated as cellulose synthase-like protein D1. Gene Ontology annotation, molecular function: cellulose synthase (UDP-forming) activity. The coding region runs from base 177 to 3311 and encodes 1044 amino acids. Gene Ontology annotation, biological process: cellulose biosynthetic process. Gene Ontology annotation, cellular component: membrane. The transcript has 3 exons. Lineage: Eukaryota; Viridiplantae; Streptophyta; Magnoliopsida; Caryophyllales; Amaranthaceae. The record is from RefSeq and is a predicted model, not a curated record.